This is a messenger RNA of Acipenser ruthenus (sterlet), 1749 nucleotides long. Its product is annotated as zona pellucida sperm-binding protein 4-like. The coding region runs from base 33 to 1709 and encodes 558 amino acids. Gene Ontology annotation, biological process: prevention of polyspermy; binding of sperm to zona pellucida. Gene Ontology annotation, molecular function: structural constituent of egg coat; acrosin binding. Gene Ontology annotation, cellular component: egg coat. The transcript has 12 exons. Lineage: Eukaryota; Metazoa; Chordata; Actinopteri; Acipenseriformes; Acipenseridae. The record is from RefSeq and is a predicted model, not a curated record.
CUCCUGUCUUCACUGCUUUGUGGAGAAGCACCAUGGUGAAGUGUCUGUUUACCGGCGCGUGUGCGCGGCUGGGAGUCUGGCUGCUGAUCACCGGGGUGACUGUGUUUAAGGUCCAGGCUCAGCGGCUUCGUUCUCGGGAUGCAAGUGUUCCUGUUACCUGCAGCGACGGAUACAUGGAAGUGGCAGUUACGCCUUCAGAAUUUGGUGGCACGACGAUAACCUUUAAUAUCCGGGAUCAAACACAACAGCUAGUGGAUGCUGCAACUCUUGAAUCCUGUAAAUACACUGUCUACAAAAAAAAUGCUGACUUGACUUGGGUCUUGUCAGUGUCUUUUGAUGCCUGCUAUAUUCAAAAAGGUUACUUCUACAUUCAAGAUGUUCAGGUUGUUGGCUCAGAUGCUGCAGGAAGAGUUGUCUUUGGGGGUAACGUUGCCAUGAAGUGCCCGCUUCUAGCAGUGGCAGUGCCAGUUAGUGGAUCAAUUGCGUCUGGCUCUUGUGAUGUUCCUGUGACUGAAAAGCUUUCCUGUGGCGAGUCCUUCAUUCGUAAAGAUGAUUGUGAAGCCCAGGACUGCUGCUAUGACCAGAACAGUCAAUAUCCCUGCUAUUACGGAAACAAAGUGACUGUCCAGUGCACCAGAGAUGGCCAGGUUGUGGUUGUGGUGUCCAGGAAUGCUACCAGACCCCAGCUGAGUCUGGGUUCAGUCAGCAUGCUCGGGGGUAGAAAUCCACCAUGCAACCCUGUCCGCACCUCCUCUGCCUUCACAAUGUUCAAAUUCCCAGUCAGUGCCUGUGGCACCACUAUGAAGCGGAAUGGCUCAGACGUGGUGUAUGAAAACCUCAUGUCUGCUUUUAUUGAUGUGAGGACUGGACCUGGGGGCUCCAUCACAAGGGACAGCACUUACAAGCUGCUGUUGCAGUGCCGGUAUGCAGGGAACAAGUCUGUUCCUCUGCAGGCUGUGGUCUACACCAUUGCACCUCCCCCUCCAGUAGCGGCACAAGGACCGCUCCGUGUGGAACUCCGGAUUGCAAGAGAACAAUCUUAUGGUUCCUACUACACCUCUCUUGACUAUCCCGUCACCUAUGUCCUCCGGGAGCCUGUGUACGUUGAGGUUCGCAUCUUGGAGAGGACGGACACCAACAUCGUCCUGACUCUGGAUGACUGCUGGGCUACCUCCACCCCCAGCCCUCUCGGCAAGCCCCAGUGGAACCUUCUGGUUGAUGGGUGCCCAUACAGAGAUGACAACUACCUGACCAGCUUGGUUCCUGUUGAUGCUGCCACCUCCAGACUGCCAAACCCAACGCACUACAAGCGGUUUGUGCUCAAGAUGUUCGCCUUUGUGAAUCCUUUCUCACGACAAGCCUUGAAGGAAAUGAUCUACAUUCACUGUAGUGCAGCUGUGUGCUAUCCUUCUGUCAUGGACUCCUGUGUCAAAAGAUGCAUUGCUAAAAGACAUGCCAGAGAUGCACCCCUGCAGAUGGUGAGAAAGGAAGCUUCUUCAAAGCAGACUGCAGUGGCUUCCAGUGGAGCCGUGAUCCUGACUGCUCCAGAUGCCCGUGCUUUAGAGAGCUGGGAUUUUGAAAGCGAAGUUCCUCAGUCCCUCGGUAAUGGUUUGAUGGGAGUCGCAGCCUCCGUUGUGCUUGUGGUCUUCGUUCUGGUGCCGGUAGCUGUAUGGAGACUGAAACCUUGGGUGGAAGAAACAAAACUGUGAAUGACUCCUGAUCUGAAAUAAAAUUUGCUUAUUUUGUCAA